ACCAAAGAUCUAGGAGUCUCUCACUUAAUUUACGUUUGUCAUAGAGCCUCAAGCUGGUUAUACCAGUGCAUACAGGGUGUAGAGUGAAGUCAUAUACUGUGUUUGACUCGCAUGUUGUAUUACUGUAAUUGUAGCAUUGACCACAUUUUGUACCUACCGUGUUUUGCCGACAAGAUUGGUGCAAGAAUGGUUGUAUAACAGUUUUUGUUGCAUUUACGUAUAUAAAGACGUAAAAAUAACUAAAUUAAUUUCUCAUACAGCAAUUUAGUCCCACGACUAAACUCUCUUCUACCUAGCUGUACACCAGAAGGUCCAUCGUGACUUCGGUUAUGGGGUUAGUUAUAUUUACACUGACAGACACGAGCUGCUGUACUCGGGGCAAAAAUCUUGCAUCAAUGUUGCAUUAAUUUUGUCAGCAAAACGGUGCGAACCAAGUGUAUCUGGCAUCACCAGUGACGCAGUAUGAAUCUUAGUAACAUGGUCUCAAAAUGAAGAAAAUUCCUACAAGUACAAUACUGUCACUGUGGUACUAAUGACGGAGAUACUAAAGCUGAUUUUAUCAAUUGGAUUUUACUGUAGAGAUCACUCUAUUAUCUCACUUGUCCAAGAAAUCAGGAAAUAUAAAAGAGUACUUCUGCUGUAUAUGGUUCCAUCAUUUUUAUAUUGCCUCUACAACAAUUUGGCCUUUGUAAAUUUGGCUGCUUUUGAUCCAACAACGUAUUAUCUUUUACUCCAAUUUCGUGUUGUCAUCACGGGGAUUAUUUUUCAGAUGGUCUUCAAAAAGCAGUUAUCAACCAAACAGUGGAUUUCACUAAUGUUUUUAACAUUCGGCUGUAUGAUCAAACACGUCAACAUAGGAUAUGGUUCCAGCAUGUUCAAGAGCUUGCAUUUCAAUAUAAAUGCCCUGUUUAUAUUGAUCCAGGCGGUGUGUUCGUGUCUGGCCGGAGUAUACAAUGAAUAUUUACUCAAGGGUCAUGGAGCUCGAAUAAACAUUUUUGUACAAAAUGUGUUCAUGUACAUCGACAGUAUUUUUUGCAACGCUAUAGUUCUUGUAGGCCAAGGUAUUCUGACAGACGUUUUUGAACAUACCGGUCUUAGCAUUUUCACUGAGCCGAAAGUCAUCUUAAUUAUAGUAAAUAAUGCAGCUGUGGGUAUAAUAACAAGCUUCUUCUUGCAAACUUUGAAUUCGAUUUUGAAGACCUUUGCCAGUGCGUUGGAACUCGUAUUUACUGCUAUCCUCUGCUGGAUCUUGUUUAAUAUUCCGAUUCAUGUCAAUACUGUUGUUGCCAUUGCAGUUGUAAGUUAUUCCGUAUUCUUAUACUCUCAAAAUCCAGUGCAGAAUACGCAUCCAAAAGUUCAAACAACUAAUGAAUCUGACAGUGAAUCAUUACUCUCCACAAAACAAAGUCAGUUGGUUUGAGUCUAGAUUAAAUUUUAUGAAAACGUUACUUGUAAGAUAAUUUAGGGACCGUGACUACUUAUCAAUAAAGUAUUUAUUAACAACCGGGUCACAUAUGUGGAAAACCAAGAAAAAUGUGCGAAUUUUUAGUACUCUGCUGGAGAAGUCGCUAAAUCUUAUUAAGGAGUUGAAAUUUAACUUAUAUCACAAUAACUAUCCAAAUAUUGAACAAAUUUCAUAUUUUUUUGCUUAGUUGAUCCUUUUUUCAAUGAAUUAAUUUAUAUCUUAUAAUAACUGAAAUUAGACAACAAUAAAAAUUUCAUAAUAUAGUA
Neodiprion fabricii is the source of this 1731-nucleotide messenger RNA. RefSeq names its product UDP-galactose transporter senju (gene senju). Gene Ontology annotation, biological process: pyrimidine nucleotide-sugar transmembrane transport. Bases 533 to 1420 code for a protein of 295 amino acids. The transcript has 6 exons. Gene Ontology annotation, cellular component: Golgi membrane. The record is from RefSeq and is a predicted model, not a curated record. Gene Ontology annotation, molecular function: UDP-galactose transmembrane transporter activity. Lineage: Eukaryota; Metazoa; Arthropoda; Insecta; Hymenoptera; Diprionidae.